CUUUGUUUUACCUCAGACUUUGUUUGAAUCUUUAAAAGUGAAAGAAAAAACAAAUAUCAAAACUUCAUCAUCCUUUUGCUGUGUUGAGAAACUUCGGCGUAGUUAUUGCAAUUCGGUCCUUAAAUUCCGAAUUUCUCUUAAAAGAAGCAUCAUAUUUUCCUUUUGUACAUAAUAAUCCUUGCUUUUUUAAUUAUCUGAGCUAAGAAUGGGAAGCAGCGAGGAGAUGCCAGUGGUGCUCAUCACGGGAUGCUCUCAGGGAGGAAUCGGCAACGCGCUGGCGCGUGAGUUCUCGUCGAAGGGUUGUCGAGUGGUGGCUACGAGUCGAUCACAGACCACAAUGUCCGAUUUGGAGGAAGAUCCCAAGUUUUUCUUACAAGAACUCGAUGUUCAGACAGAACAUAACGUGAGUAAAGUCUUGUCGGAAGUUAUCAACAAGUUUGGUCAGAUCGAUGUUCUGGUCAAUAACGCAGGUGUUCAAUGCAUCGGACCACUCGCUGAGAUCCCAAUUCAGACAAUGGAGAACACUUUUAACACCAAUGUGUUCGGUUCAAUGAGGAUGACACAAGCUGUUAUACCACACAUGGCGUUAAAGAAAAAAGGAAAGAUUGUGAACAUAGGAAGCAUCAGCGCAAUGGCACCAGGACCAUGGGCAGGCGUUUACACCGCAUCGAAAGCCGCUCUUCAUGCUCUUACAGAUACAUUAAGGUUGGAGCUUAAGCCAUUUGGGAUCGAUGUGAUCAACAUUGUCCCAGGAGGUAUUCAAUCAAACAUAGCUGAGUCAGGGAUAGCGAGCUUCAACGAGUUACCUGAACUAAAACUAUACAAGCCGUUCGAGGAAGCUAUCCGUGAAAGGGCGUUUUUGUCUCAAAACGUUAAGCCAAUACCAGCAGAGACGUUUGCGAAGGAGGUGGUAUCUGUGGUGCUUAAGGAACACCCACCGGCUUGGUUCUCUACGGGAAGGUUAUCGACCGUUGCGGCGAUCAUGCACCAUAUGCCUAUAUCCGUUAAAGAUUUUCUCCUGACUAAGAGUUUCAUGAAAAAGGGGCCAAAUGAAACUGUUUGAAUGUGUAUACAAGAAGUGGAAAAUGUUGCCUAACCAUGAAACAAGCUAAAUACAAAGCUACAUAAAAAAAUUAUAUGAUAGAAUGGGCUUAUAAGCCCAAUACAGUGAAGAUUAAGAUCCUAGUAAGCUUAAGUCUGGUUAUUAUCACAAAACUAUGCUACUAGAGUACUAGUAAUAAAU
Eruca vesicaria subsp. sativa (arugula) is the source of this 1243-nucleotide messenger RNA. The record is from the annotation of a GenBank genome assembly. NCBI's taxonomy places the organism in Eukaryota, Viridiplantae, Streptophyta, Magnoliopsida, Brassicales, Brassicaceae.